Sphaerulina musiva SO2202 is the source of this 4449-nucleotide messenger RNA. RefSeq names its product kinase-like protein. Gene Ontology annotation, biological process: peptidyl-serine phosphorylation; autophagy; protein autophosphorylation. The record is from RefSeq and is a predicted model, not a curated record. Bases 777 to 3746 code for a protein of 989 amino acids. Gene Ontology annotation, molecular function: protein serine/threonine kinase activity; ATP binding. NCBI's taxonomy places the organism in Eukaryota, Fungi, Ascomycota, Dothideomycetes, Mycosphaerellales, Mycosphaerellaceae. Gene Ontology annotation, cellular component: autophagosome; cytoplasm. The transcript is spliced from 3 exons.
UCCACCGCCCUCUCCCUCUAGGUCCCUCUCACUCUCCCCCUCCGCCUUCCCUCAUCACUACCACCACUAGCACCACCACCAUCCAUCACUCGCUUCACUCUACUUCACUCUACUACAGUACCUGACCUACUUACUCCCUUCCCACACACUCACACCCGUCCGCCUGCCUACGAUCGUCUCGCUCCGCUUCCGCUUCUUCACUUCUUCUACCCUUUUGCCACAACCACCAAUCACACCACACACCUUGUCUUGCUCUCUUUCGUCCUCCAUUGUAUUAAUUGCUUGCUUGCUACCUUACCUAGCUUGCGUGCUUGCUUGCGUGCUUGCCUGUCUACCGCCACCGCCAUCGCCAUCGGUCACGGGUCCCAUCACCAGUCAUCAUCACAACAUCCCGUCACGAGCUUCGAGUCACCUCAACUCCAAUCCACGACACUGCGCCGCCAGACAUCUCGCCCUCCGCUCCAUAACAACAUCUGCUGUCUGCACACACACACACACACGCCGCCGCCACCCGCCUGCUGUCACGAGCGCCCCGUCCCUCCACUCGAGCCGCGACUCUCCCUCCUCGUCCCUCUACGCGCGCGCGAAACCCCCGCUCAUGUUAGCUGCUCUCUGCACUGACUAACUCCCCAGCAACCGACAUCGCACGCCGACCUGCUUCCUCUCUGAUGCGUCGUAUCAUCCGGCGCAUCUCUCACUACCAUCUAUAACUGUGCCUGGGGGAACCAAGAGGAGGUACCGACGAGACUGUGUGACCGAGCAGUUACUCCGCCAUCAUGGCGGCAAGGAUGCCGGCCGGAGCUUCUUCAUCCAAGAAGCCCGAGCCACCAACAGAGAUCCAGCCUGAUGAAAUCAUAGGCGAGUUCAAGAGGGGCAAGGAGAUUGGCAAGGGCAGCUUCGCCACGGUCUAUCUCGCCCAGCAUAGGAAGAGAAAGUCGUAUGCCGCUGUCAAGGCCGUCCAGAUGACCAAGCUGUCUAAGAAACUGCGCGAGAAUCUGACGACCGAGAUUGAGAUCCUCAAAGGCCUCAAGCACCCGCAUAUUGUUCAACUAUUCGUCUGUGAUGAAACUUCCUCCUUCAUUUACCUCGUCAUGGAGUACUGCCAGCUUGCCGAUCUGUCCCAAUUCAUGAAGAAGCGCUACCAGCUCCCCACCCUCCCCGAGACGGCAGACAUUUUCAGAAGGUACCCCAAUCCCGACGUCGGUGGUCUGCAUGAGGUCCUAGCACACCAUUUCCUCAAGCAGAUUGUCAGCGCCUUGCAAUACCUGCGCUCCUACAACCUCAUCCAUCGCGAUAUCAAGCCACAGAACCUACUACUCAACCCUGCCCCCACAUACAUGUCCAGGCUCAGGCCCGAGGAUGUGCCGCUCACCACCAGCGAGUACUCACUGACUCCAGCUGUCGGCCUCGCCUCGUUGCCUAUGCUCAAGAUUGCCGAUUUUGGAUUCGCUCGCCAUUUGGCUAAAACGUCAAUGGCAGAGACCCUCUGCGGCUCGCCUCUCUACAUGGCUCCGGAGAUUCUACGCUAUGAAAAGUAUGAUGCACGCGCUGAUCUGUGGUCAACUGGCACCGUCCUGCACGAAAUGAUUGUAGGUAGGCCGCCAUUCCGGGCUCAGAACCAUGUGGACCUGUUGCGCAAGAUCGAGACUGCACAGGACAAGAUCAAUUUCGACCAGUCGCUCGUCAUCAGCCGCGCCAUGAAAACACUGAUCCGCAAGCUGCUGAAGAAGGGCCCGAUCGAACGUAUGACGUACGAGAUGCUGUUCGAAGACCCAUUGAUCGUUGACGAAAUUCCGGGUCUCCAUCCGGAAGAUAAGGUCCGAGAACAGGGUACUUUGGCUGCAGAUGUUCAGGUGUCAGAGCUCAGUAAGAAGAUGGCGUGGGCCAUGGAGUCGGAUGCAUCUCCACGAUCCAAGCCUGCAUUGGGACUGCAGAAGAAGCUGUCAGAGGACGAAGUGCGGCGUGGUACGAGCCGCAAGGCAUCAGAGGAAGCUAUGCAGCAGCGUCGAUCGAUCGACAUGGAACGCCGCAAGUCCUCGGUGGGAAGUUCUAACCCUCCUGAAGCCGCUGGGCUGAAGCGUCAGCCCAGUCAACGCGAGCAGCAACACCGUCGACCCAGCGUCGUGGGCCAUAUCACUGCUCCGGGGCGCCAGGAACUUCACCAGCAGCAGCAGCAACAGCCUCAGCAGCCUUCCAUUCAACCUGCAACCAUUGCGCGUAGAGCGAGCCGCUCAUCGCCCCUUUCUGGGCCUCCUCUUGUCCGCGAGCCUACUUUAGAGGCCGACCGAGACGAUCGUGGUACUCGAGAAGCGAAAGAACGGACCGCUCAUGAAAUCGCAUUCGAGAGAGAUUGGGUCAAGGUGGAGAAGCGUGCAGUGGAAGUCAAUGCUUUCGCCGAUGAGAUUGAUGCUUUGCAGGGCUUACCGACUCACCAAGGCGCCUUGGUUCGACGCGCGACCACGCAAGGCCAGCCCACCUCGAUUACCGGUGCCACAGCGGCAGCUUCACGAGCCGUACAGGUCAUAUCGGGCCGUGCGCCGCAUCAGCGCGGCUCAUCGUUUGAAAGGCGCACAUAUGCGUCCCCACACUCUCCUGGCAACAUGCUCACCAAAGCGUUGAAUGCUGCCAAUGCACGCCUGUUUGGCCCUGGAAACUCGCCUCCUUACGGAGGACCGUCUCCACCGCUCGGCUACGGCGCGUUUCCCGCAUACCCAACUCCAUCUGCAGCUCUGGCUUUUACUGAUGUAACGGAGGUGAAGCUGAUGGAUGAGGACUCCAAGCUGGUUCGCACAUUGGAGGAUGCAGCUCAUCGCAGCGACGUCAUCUUUGGCUUUGCUGAAGUCAAAUAUAAACAGUUGCAGCCUGCACCGCCCUCGUCUCAGGAUGGUUUUGGUAUUCAGCAACUUCGCGCUCGAGAAGAUGCGAGCGACGAGGACCCUGAGGACAAGGAGUUGUCCGACAUUGCCGUCGUGGGCGUCGCCGAGGAGGCACUGGUGUUGUAUGUCAAGGCCCUCGCCGUCCUCACAAAGACUAUCGAUCUCGCUGGUAUAUGGUGGAAUAAGCAAAAGGAGCAUGGUGGAGGCACAUCAUCUGAUGGUGUCUCGGCUCCACAGGGAAGCACGGGAGGUAAAGUCUUGGGUGUGGUAAAGUGGUGCCGCAAUCGCUUCAACGAGUGUCUGGAAAAGUCGGAGAUUGCGGGACGUCUUCUGCAGCAUGCCCAGCGACAACUGCCUGAGCAUCACAGCAGUCAUCCCAACAAUCACAGCGUCCACUCGGGCACAGACGUAGCAACUUCGGCCGAUCACAUCCGUAUAACGAGCGGUGUCACUGCCGAGCGGCUGAUGUUCGAUCGUGCUGUAGACAUGAGUCGCGCCGCUGCGGUGGAUGAGCUGACUGGCCAUGAUUUGGGUGACUGCGAGAUACGGUACAAGACUGCGAUUCAGCUACUCGAGGCGGUUCUGGAACGAGAUGAUCAGCCUCUGAUGCGCAAGCCAAGCCAGAAGAAGGAUGUUUCCGCCGAAGAAGUCAUCAACGGCAUGGAGACGGAGGACUGGCAGACGGUUGUUAGAAUCAUCGAUCACUCUCGGACCCGCCUCCUUGCUGUCCGCAAGAAGAUUCACGUCAACCAGCAUGCCAACACACUCAAACGCGCUCCAAGCAGCGGUGGAUCGACACCCAAGCCCACGAGUCUUCCUUCGCCGAGUCUGGUAGCACACGCUACUUUUGGCAGUGCGUCUCCACGAUGAUGUUUGCCGUGAGCAUCAAUACACGAUGCAUACAACCAUGCACGCGCACUUUCGGCGCACAUUCACACCAACUGUUUUCGACUAGCAAGGCCGCUUUUGACGCCAAUUUCGGUUUACGUUUUUCCGCGAGAUAUCGACGAUGAAUCAGAGCCACGUCCGGUCACACAACGAGAGUCUACGAGGGGGAAGGCGCUUUAUUGUAAAGGAUUGCUUUUGUUCCGAUACUGAACACAACUGGGAUUAUGGGCAAGGAUAAAUUGACGAAAACACAACCAGAUUGCACACGGAGUUUCUGUUUUGGGGGACGGGUGUUUGCCCGAGGGUGUUACACCGGAGUGGACAGGGAGUGGUCAAUGCUGCUGCUGCUGCUGCUGCCACUGGGCGUUAUACUGUGGAUGGAUGGAUGGAUAAGCAUUGAGAUAUGAUACCACGACUGCAAUGGCCGGGCUGAGCUGAGCUGAGCUGAUGAAGAUGAAGCGCGCCAGAGCCGAAGCCUAUAGGUCGCACCUUUACCUGCAUGUUUACUACUACUACUACUACUGAGCGCACUGUCCGCGCGUAUAGGCUAUGGAUGGAUGACUGAAUGGAAUACGCUUUCUCCUCUUCUGCUCUUUGGUGGAAAAACAACGAGAGAAAUGAGGUUUUUUGAUAGCUAGCUAAGCUCUAGACUACAAUAACUGCAAAUACUCGGUUACUAUACACU